Messenger RNA from Xenopus tropicalis (tropical clawed frog), 1786 nucleotides. Its product is annotated as provisional ortholog of ssu-2 homolog. The coding region runs from base 74 to 1384 and encodes 436 amino acids. The transcript has 13 exons. Lineage: Eukaryota; Metazoa; Chordata; Amphibia; Anura; Pipidae. The record is from RefSeq and is a predicted model, not a curated record.
GAAGUAAAAUAUUUUAAAAAGAAAAGUGAACAAGUAAGUCUUCCCGGGCAUCGUGAGUGAGCUGCUCAAGGCAAUGGAGAAACACAAACUGCUCGGAAACAUGGAAGAAACAUGUUAUGGAUCUGUGCACCAAAAAACACCCCAGCCAAUGAGUGAGAGUCCCCAUUCUGGUUCCCCUUCCCAGCCAAUGGAUACAGCUUUUUUGGUUCCAUUAAGCCCAUAUUCAAAUAAUCCCGGAAGCAGCCAGGCUGCUCCCCCAUAUCAGUCUGUUGGAAGAGAUAGUCCUACAGUUCUACUUCUUGGCGCUGGUGCGCAGGACAUGAUGGUCCCUACAGUUUCUCCAUCUGACAUGUUUGAUCCCAUACCUGGCUAUGAAGGAUUGACAAAUGAUAACAGUGAGCGAUUUGUACCGCCUCCCCUUUCAGCCAUGAUCCCAGGUCCUGUUCAGCCGGCUCCUGUAGACCCUGAAUGGAUAAUCCCAUGUAUUACAAAAGAUGCUGCCAAAGAGGCCUUUGUAGAGUAUGCCAUAAAGGAUUGUUGUUACGGCACCUUACCAGCACAAGAGAUGCGAUUCAGAGAGUUUGAUCCCCUUAAUGUCUAUUUUUAUCGCUUGGAAACCUUUACAGAGUCGCGGACAAUUGAGCGGCGGACAAAGCCUUUUGAUGGUCACACAGUUGAUUCAAGAGUGUAUGGAACCCCUCCACAGCCUUGGGAUAUCCCUGUGCCAUAUCCAGCUCUCUUUAAGAAUGAGGAGAAAAAAAUUCCUAUUCCUGGCACCUCCUCUUUAAAGACCUGCCCACAAUGCAUCGGAGUUGGUAAAAUCUUUUGCACCAAAUGUACCGGAACUGGUUGGGUAAAAUGUGGUUCAUGUCUUGGGACAGGACGUCGCCAAGGUGGUGACCAAUGUUACAGCUGUAGCAUCUAUGGAACUAAAAGCUGUGGAUCUUGCAGCAAAGGAAAGCUGAAUUGCGAUGGAUGCUCUGGCACGGGGAAAAUUGUGAACUUCAUUCAGCUGGCCGUCACAUGGAGAAAUAACAUAUUUGAGUUUGUUGCUGAUCACAACUCAGAUUUUCCAUCCAAUCGCAUUCGGAAGGUGACAGGAGUGACACUCUACACUGAUGAACAAGACUUGGUAUCUCCGUUAGUCACUUUUCCCAAACAAUCCAUUAAUCAAGCUUCUCAGGAUGGACAAAAGGAACAUCAUGCCAAAUAUUCUUCUUCAAGCAGAAUACUAAGACAAAGACAAACCAUUGAGUUGCUGCCACUUACUAAAGUGCAUUACACCUGGGAGGGGAGUCCGUACUCCUACUUUGUCUACGGCAGAGAGAACAAGGUUUACACAAAAAACUAUCCAGAGAAGUGCUGGUUCUGUAACCUGCUCUAGAAUUCCUGCUAAACACCACUUACAUCUAUAUGUUAGCGUACUUAUAACUCAGCAUUGUGUAUUGUAGAAAAUACAUGUGUGUAGGGGUUAAAAAUUACCAAAUAAUUUUCAUUUCUUGUAUUCCAAUAAGAUUGUUAUUUUGGACCUCAUUUAGUAAAUAAAAGUACUAAAAAUCAGUGCAAUUUCCAAUGUUUUUUCCCACCAUGCUGUGUUUCUCUGCACUUACAGCACAAAACUUAGAGCGCAAAUUGAGCCAUGACAUCACAAAGCACCGUUUUUAAGGAUAUAAUUCAUGGAUAUAUAUAUAGAUAGAUGGUUUUGGUUUGUCCCUGAGGAAGAGCACAGUUGGUGCUCGAAACGUUGGACUUUUUUUGUUCUAAUAAAUUUGUGAUUUUUUCUGCA